AAAAGAUAACGCAUCUAGGCUACAUUUGUAAGCAGAGCGAAAAGGAAAGAGGACUCGUCCAUAUUAUAGCUGCUGUUUCAGUGGUUUCCGUGGUGAUGGACCCUCCCGGCGGGCGAGACGAGCGUCGCCGUCAGGCCGAGCGUCUUCGGCGGGAGGAGGCGUACUACCACUUCAUCAACGAGCUGAGCGAGGAGGAGUAUCGGCUCAUGAGAGACAGCAACCUGCUGGGUACACCAGGUGAAGUCACAGCCGAGGAGCUGAGACAGCGUCUGGAUGGAGCAAAGGAGCGCGUGUCCUCACAGCCUCGCCCUGAAUCACGUCCACAGAACAGUGAGGAAGGACAGGAGGGCAGCAGUGCUGCUGUUGAGCCGGGCACCGAGAGCACGAACGGAGACUCUCUGCUGGAGUGGCUGAACACGUUCCGGCGCACAGGCAACGCCACCCGCAGCGGCCAGAGCGGCAACCAGACGUGGCGUGCCGUCAGCCGCACGAAUCCAAACAGUGGCGAGUUUCGCUUCAGCCUGGAAAUCAACAUCAAUCACGAGCAGCCCGAGCCGGGGGAACACAGCGACACUUCUGACCCCAUUGAACUUCCUGUCCCGCAGAGGGCCUCUGCGUCUAUACGCACUCCCCUGAGGCCCACGCCCUAUUCCACUCAGCACCCCACCCCUUAUUCUACAACCAGGCCCACUCUGGGGAGGCGGGCUCAGGCACGGCGCACUCGCAGUAGUACUACCCCACCCAUAACCCCACCUCUGAUCUCGCAGGCGCCGUAUACGAGUUUGAGGAGGAACCUUGCUUUGCCUCAGCCAGCAGCGCUUCCUCCUCCUCCUCCCCCUCCUUCACAGGCCAUGCCCACGUCCCUGCCUCAAGAGCAGGAUAGUACCAACAGCGUGCAGGGUCAAGUACAGACGCAGCCUCCUUCACUUAGUAACGAGGAGGAGCAGGAAGUUAACGACGUUCCGGACUGUCCAGAAGCUGUGUCUCAGGCCAGCGUGCAGGGGGCGGCGGCUAGCCGUGAGGCACGCAGAACUCGUUCACGUGGUCGGGUCCGCCGGAUAGCUGUGUCCCGGUCCUCGCGUCGUAGCCGCUCACCUCUGGAUAGAAACUCCGCCCGAAGCUCUAGUCCCACCCCCGGCAACAGUGCCCCUGCAAUAGAGCCUGCUGGAAACACGGCUGCUGCUGCUGCUGCUGCUGCUGCUCUAGUGGAGACGGUGGAAGUUCCCGCUGAGCCGACAGUACCAGUUGAAUCUGCCCCCGAAGCGGGCACUGAGGAAGGCGAGACGCCAGCGUCAGGCACGGCAGGAGGUGUCCGCCGGCACCCGACUAUCAUGUUGGAUUUGCAGGUGCGCAGAAUCCGGCCGGGCGAGAACCGAGACCGGGACAGCAUUGCCAGCCGCACGCGGUCUCGUGCCCGCGCCGCUGAAAAUACGGUCACUUUCGAGAGCGACAGCGGAGGCUUCAGACGGACCAUCUCGCGCUCGGAACGCGCUGGCAUCCGCACCUACGUAAGCACUAUCCGCAUUCCUCUGCGCCGCAUCUCGGAGACGGGUUUGGGCGAGCCGAGUUCCACAGCGCUACGCUCCAUCCUGCGACAGAUCAUGACCGGCUUCGGAGAGCUCAGCUCUUUAAUGGAGACCGAGGCAGACCCGGAAAGCUCCGCCCCUGGACAGAACGUGGGUGUCAACGCUGCGGCUCAGACACAGCGAGCGCAGGAUGGUGAAGCCACAACAGGGAACGCUGUGACCGAUUCGGGACGAGAGGGUGGAGCAGCGGGCGAGGCAGGCCAGGCGAGGGUGGGUGCCAACGGGCGGGACACGAAUAACCUGGUUGAGAACGGCACCUUGCCCAUCCUGCGGCUGGCGCACUUCUUCUUGCUGAACGACGAGGAGGACGACGAGCACCCGCGCGGCCUCACCAAAGAGCAGAUCGACAAUCUGGCCACGCGCACCUACGGCCAGGCGAGCCUGGAGGGCGAGCAGGGGCGCGCGUGCAGUGUAUGCAUCAACGAGUAUGCGCAGGGCAACAAGCUGCGCAGCCUCCCCUGUGCACACGAGUUCCAUAUCCACUGCAUCGACCGCUGGCUCUCGGAGAACAACACGUGCCCCAUCUGUAGGCAGCCCAUUCUGUCCAGCCAUCAGGACUGACUCACUUCCUCCAUCGCUCCUGUACAUAGCGCUUCAGCUGUUCCACCCGUUCCUCCAUCAACUCCCACUCUAUUCAGCUGUAGGUAGAACCAAAAGAAGAAACAACACAGAGAAUUAACAAAGCUUUAUUUUUUUAGACCUGUGUAUUUUUUUUUUUUUUUUUUUUCUUUCUUUCUUUCUCCUCCUGUCUGCGUAGUCCCCUCCAUCCUGCUUCAGGGUUCCGUUAACAGAACACGACAGAUAUUAACUGUGACGAAUCAGUGUUAGCAAAAGCUAAUCUUCAGCAUUUCACUUAAUUUCAUGUAAUGGAUUUUAUAGAUUGAUCUGUACAUGCCAGACUCUGAGGAAAUGUAAAUAUACGAAUGCCUGUGUGCUUUUUUUUUUUUGUUUGUUUGUUUGGUUUUUUUUGUUCCUUGUGUUGCGAGAGUUCGACGUUGAGACACAGUAUAGAAACCUGCGUAAGAUGCAUAAGCUCCUCUUGAAAUCAGUUUGGAUUUUAGUUUUACGGCACGCUCUCUUAGCAGAAUGUUCCAAUUUUAAAGCUCUUCACACGUUUAGCACGUUGCCGGUCAGGGCGUGGUGACGCAUCCCUGCUCUGAUUGCAACGAAUUCGUGGUUUUAAGAUUCUAGUAAUUGCAAUGGUGACGAGUCACUUAACACUACAUGCUGUAAUGAUAUGAACUGAAUAUUGUUCUGUCCACAUUUCUGAUGCUUCAGCACACAUUAUUUAAUAAUAUUUCGUCCAUCCCAUCGUGUGCAUGCGUCAUUUUUAAAUUUGCAUCAUGUUGGGGUUUUUUUUUUUUUUUUUUUUUUUUUUUUUUUUUUUUUUUUUUUUUAAAAACCUGUGUGAGAGUAUAAUGGCAGAACGCAGGUCAUUAUUUUAAUGAUUGAUCGAUAAUCAGUUCGUUAUUCUUCUUAAAGCACUUCCAGGAGGAGAUUUAAGGGGGGGGGGUUUUCGCGUCUAACGGGACAAACUUUUUAAAAUAGGUGCAAUGGUAGAAAAAAAAAGAGCAGAUGAUUUUAAAUCCGUGUUUAAAUUUCUCUUUACGUUUACCCCAAAUGUUGAUGAUUCUCCUUCAGCUCAGCUCGUUACUGACAUUUGAGUUCUUUGACAUUUUUUUUUUUUUUUUUUAAGUUACAUGAUGUCGUCUUCCAAGUCCUUUUUUUCCCCGUCACCUACUGUUAUAAUGGAUUUUCCCCCGUGUCUUCCCCUGCAGUUUAGUCAAUAUAACAGGCCUAAGAACCAACCGUACUCAGAAUAUCAUCAGAGCACAGAUUAUUAUUAUUAUUAUUAUUAUUAUUAUUAUUAUUAUUAUUAUUAUUAUGAACUGAACACUGCUUAGAAUUCUCUCCAAAGUUUAAUUCUUAAUGAAGGUGAUUUAUGAUAAUGAUGAGCUCAUUAUGGUUCUGUGUUCUCAUCCUCUGUGCAUGAACAGGGUUGUAAUAUAUAUACACGCACACACACACACACACACUGCAGCUUCGUUUCCUUCUGAGCAGAUGAAUCGGUACGCUUCUCAACAAACCUUUACAUUAUGCCUCAAUGUCUCGUUUCAAGGAAACAGUAGGGAAAAAAAAGUGGUUUCCUUGACGUUUUCUUUCCAGAUGUAGUGGGAUAUACUUAUAUUUUGUGUGUAUGUUGCAAAGGAAGUGUGUGCGUGUGUGCGCGCGCGGGUGUGCUAGUGGUUAUUCAUCCGAGCGCGCGACUGGGUCUUUGGCCAUUAAAAAUCCAGAAUGAUUUAUUUAGUUCUUAUUUAAUAAGGUAAGAAAUGACCUUGAGAUAUGAAUAUGUAUUAUGUUCUAAUGUGAUGCUAAAAACAGUUACGGAUAUGUAUUCUGUUACUAUGUAAUAAAACGAGCAAACAAGUUUUCUUUUCUGCUCCUUAAAAUGAAAUAA
This is a messenger RNA of Ictalurus punctatus (channel catfish), 4044 nucleotides long. It is a transcript of the gene rnf6, whose product is annotated as ring finger protein (C3H2C3 type) 6. The record is from RefSeq and is a predicted model, not a curated record. The transcript has 4 exons. Gene Ontology annotation, biological process: ubiquitin-dependent protein catabolic process; positive regulation of DNA-templated transcription; protein ubiquitination. Gene Ontology annotation, molecular function: ubiquitin protein ligase activity. The coding region runs from base 96 to 2147 and encodes 683 amino acids. NCBI's taxonomy places the organism in Eukaryota, Metazoa, Chordata, Actinopteri, Siluriformes, Ictaluridae. Gene Ontology annotation, cellular component: cytoplasm; nucleoplasm.